Clarias gariepinus (North African catfish) is the source of this 2121-nucleotide messenger RNA. RefSeq names its product cyclin-dependent kinase inhibitor 1B-like. Gene Ontology annotation, cellular component: nucleus. The transcript has 3 exons. Gene Ontology annotation, biological process: regulation of cell cycle. The record is from RefSeq and is a predicted model, not a curated record. Gene Ontology annotation, molecular function: cyclin-dependent protein serine/threonine kinase inhibitor activity. The coding region runs from base 641 to 1222 and encodes 193 amino acids. Lineage: Eukaryota; Metazoa; Chordata; Actinopteri; Siluriformes; Clariidae.
GGAACUUUAGUUCCCCCAAAUCGAAAAAAGCCACCUUCUCUGCUCCAGGGCUCCUUCGGCUGCUACGAUGCAAAUAUCCAGGUACGCAGAAAUGCAAACUUAAUACAAAAUGACUCCUCUGGUGCUCAUUUUAUUGCUGUCCAUAUUGCACCGAGGUCCAAAUAGGACUGUUCAUGUUUUUCCCCUACUUUGUAGAUUCGCCAUUGUGAUUUUUGUGUAAUUCCCUUUUUUUGUCUCGACUCCAUUGUCAUAGGGGCCAGGAAAAACAACACCCCAAAAAAAUGCAGUUCAACAAUUUAACAGUCUAAAAGAGACCACCGCUUACAAACACACAACACAACACAUCACAAGAAACUCGCGCCAUUUUGGCGCCUUUCCAAAAGUCCCAAAGACCAAUCAGAAGAGAGCGAAGGCGGGCUCCUGAGCAGAGGGUGGUCACUUACUGACCAAUCCGAUCGCUCUAUUGUGUCGCUGCACGCUGCUGUCAGGCAACGAGCUCUUUAAAAAAAUCGAGCAUAGCAACGCUGCGUGUCACUUCAGCUUAGUUUGAACUGGUUUAUAAGAGUCACGAAUUGGCUGUUUUGAAUUUACUGUCACCCUGAGGGUCUUACACGACUUCCUGACUUUAUCUAAUAAAGAAAUGACGGAAAUGUCCAGAGUUCAGGUUUCGCUUAGCAGUAUUGGACCUGCAAGGGGGAACUUCUCCCCUCAGCGCCCGCGCAGGAGCGUGUGUCGAAGUCUAUUCGGACCUGUGGAUCACGAUGAGCUGCACCGAGACAUCGAGGCGAAGCUGCGCGAGAUCUCCGAAAAGGAUGAGCAACGGUGGAAUUUUAACUUCGCCUCCGGGACGCCGCUGCUCGGAGAUUACGAGUGGGAGGGAGCGGCGGUGGAGGCGACGCCGGUGUUUUAUCAAGAGGCGGUACAAGUAGGGAAAAAGAGGGCUGUUGCUCUGCAGGUUCAGCCGUACACAGAGGCUCCGAACCGGGAGAACUGCGCUCAAAGCGACGCUGCAAAAACCGGAGCUGUUUCUCGCGAGGACACGCGCACAGGACGAAAGGCAGGCUGCACGAGGACGAGGAAAGCACGCGCACGGGUUACUAAAUCCCCAUGCCGUAUUACAGAUUUUUACGUCAAACGAAGGAAGCUAGGACCUGAGAGUGUGUCUCAAAAAGCCUUCAGCUCCCUCUCCUCCGAGCAAACGCCACGGAAACGACUUCGGUGAAGGUUUGAACAGCUGAAGAAAACUGCUCAGAGUGAAGGAAUGCAGCCCUCGUGGACACAUGAUGACGGAUGGGCAAUGUGCUACGUGCUUGAACAACACCUUAGCUCCUCAUCUGAAACUUCACCCCAUACUGGGAGUGUGGAUGAUCUGGAGGACUGCUGAAGAAGCAGCACUAAUGACUGGGUGGAUGUGAUCUUGCUUCUCAAGAACUGAUUUGUGAACCUGCCGAAGAAUAGCACAAAAAGCAAUUAAAUGUAGCAUUUGGACUGUUGGACUGUGUCCCUGACUUGUGUGUUAACACUGUUUACAUAACAGCCUGGAGGUCUCUCCAUAUCCCCAUGCUGUUUACUUGUAACACUGACCUGCAUAUAUUCCGACUAGUCACUCCUGGACACCUUAAGCAGUUAGACAUGUUUCUUAAAGAAUUACAGGAAGUCUUUCUUUCCCCUGUAUGCUGAUUCCUCUGAUGUUUUACAUAGCUUUAUGCUGGUGUUGUAGCUGGCAGCUAAUCCCUGACUGUUUGCUUGAUCCUCUAUUUGGAUGCAUUUCUGUUAAACAGCGGCAUAUUUCUGUUUGUUUUUUUAUUUAUGUGUAAGUGCACAUUUCACUGUAAUGUUUAAACAGCUUGACCAGUCUGUUUCAGUCAUGGGGACAAUCGUGAAUUUGUAAAAAGUCUUUGUUAAUUCUUAUCAAGAUAUAAAUAUUGAGCCUAACUUUAUUAGUUUCUUUGUAGAGAAGUCACUAGUUUGUAGUGUAGCAUUUUUAUGUUUAUGAGCCAUUUUGUUUGUCACUACAUUUUGAAAUAUAAUAUGUUCAUCCAAUACUUUGUGCGUUUGUAAUGCUUUUUGUAGUUAACAUUAAUGACAGCAAAAACAGGUUUUGUAGAAUGUCCACAAUUU